Dothidotthia symphoricarpi CBS 119687 is the source of this 1089-nucleotide messenger RNA. RefSeq names its product GroES-like protein. Gene Ontology annotation, biological process: alcohol metabolic process. Bases 1 to 1089 code for a protein of 362 amino acids. The record is from RefSeq and is a predicted model, not a curated record. Lineage: Eukaryota; Fungi; Ascomycota; Dothideomycetes; Pleosporales; Dothidotthiaceae. Gene Ontology annotation, molecular function: alcohol dehydrogenase (NADP+) activity; zinc ion binding. The transcript is spliced from 2 exons.
AUGACGUCUCCCGCCCAAUUCCACGGCUGGCUGGGCCACGACGCCAAAGCGGCAGAGGGCAACAUGACAUGGUCGCCCUUCACCCCCAAGCCCUUCAACGCAAUCGACAUUGAUAUCAAAAUAUCGCACUGUGGGAUUUGUGGAAGUGAUAUCCACACGCUGCGCUCCGGCUGGGGCAAAACCCACUACCCCAUCUGCGUCGGCCACGAGGUCGUCGGACACGUACUCCGCGUAGGCAGCGCAGUGACGAAGUUCCAGCCCGGCGACCGCGUCGGCGUCGGCGCACAAGCCUUCUCCUGCCUGCGCGCCGACUGCCCAGAAUGCACACAGGGCCUCGAACAGCACUGCCCCAAGAUGGUCGGCACAUACGGCGGCAAGCACCCCGACGGCAGCUGGUCCAUGGGCGGCUACGCAACACACAUCCGCGUCCCCGCACACUUCGCCAUUGCGAUCCCGGCCUCCCUCCCCAGCGCUGCAGCUGCCCCCCUCCUCUGCGGCGGCAUCACCGUCUUCGCGCCCCUGCGCAAACACCGCGCCGGCCCCGGGAAACGCGUGGGCAUCAUCGGCAUCGGCGGCCUGGGCCACAUGGGCAUCCUGUUCGCCGCCGCACUGGGCUGCUCCUCCGUCGUCGCCAUAUCGCGCCGCGACGAUAAAAAAGACGACGCCACCGCUAUGGGCGCAACGCACUACAUCGCCACAUCCACAGACGCAACCUGGGCCCGCACACACGCCCGAACCCUCGACCUGCUCAUCUGCACCGUCUCCUCGCCCGACAUGCCCCUCGACUCCUACCUCAGACUCCUCCGCACAGGCGGUGCAUUCGUCCAGGUCGGCGCCCCUGAAGAUAAACUCCCGCGCGUCUCGGCGUUUAGUCUGAUCGGCAAGGGCUGCAGUAUUAGUGGCAGCCAGAUCGGGAGUCCGGCGGAUAUCGAGCAUAUGCUGGGUUUUGCGGCGGAGAAGGGCGUUAGGCCUUGGGUGCAGGAGAGGGGGAUGGGCGAGGCGAAUAAGAGUGUGGUGGAGAUGGAGGGGGGAGGCGCGAGGUAUCGGUUUGUGCUUGUUAAUGAUGGGGGGGAGAGGGCGAGGAUUUAA